AGGGCCCGCACGGCCUCGCCCGCCCCUUCCGGCGCGACAGCCAUGGCGGAGCCGGCAGGGCCUUUCUACCGGCUGCAGGCCGGGUCGUGCCGGUACCUGUGCUACUGCCGGCCCGGCGGCAGUGUCCACGUGACCGAUGCGCUGGAGGUGUGGGCUGGGACGCUCGGCGUCCCCCCGGAGCUGGGCUGCCGCUGCCAGCCGGAGGAGCACGGCGCGAAGCUCAGGGAAGCCCUGGGGCGCGGCGCGGCCUCGUUGAGCCCGGGGAAGGCCCCGGGCACGCUGCGGCUGCAGGGGGAUGCUCCGUGCUCGGCCCUGGAUCUCCGGCCGCUGCCCGCCGAGGAGGCGAGGAGCCAGCUGCGGGCGCUGCUGUUGGGCAUGGCGGGGCGCAUCGAGAGCCUGGAGAGACGCCUCAGCGUGGUGGAGACACUGGCGUCUUCCUGCAGCCCUGAGAAGAAUCCAUCCCAGAACCAGCAGCAGUUCCUGCCAGACCCCAAGCCUUGGAAGAACAGGGGUGCUGGCUCUGCUUUGCCAGCCAGGAGGAAGAUCCCAGGGGAGUCUCUCAUUAAUCCUGGCUUUAAAAGCAAGAAGGCACCGUCUGGAGUAGACUUUGAGGACUCCUGACCUGUGCUGCCCUACCAGAGCCUGGCCAACUGCGGCUCUGGCAGCUGGAGGUUUCACUUGCACCUGGGGAGACAGAUGGACCAGCAGGACCCAGAGGGCUGGCUUUGUUCCCUGCAGGUCUUCCCUGCUGGCAGGGGCCACCUCCCUACCUCGCUUGCCAUGAAUUUGUGGGGUUUUUAAAGAACUUUUAUAUUGCCAUGUAACUAAAAGAUUGCCUGUGCUUAUUGCCAGUAAAGACACGUUUAGCCAGCUGGUCUCUGGGGACCAGGACACCA
Neopsephotus bourkii (Bourke's parrot) is the source of this 896-nucleotide messenger RNA. RefSeq names its product PAXX non-homologous end joining factor (gene PAXX). Gene Ontology annotation, molecular function: molecular adaptor activity. The coding region runs from base 43 to 621 and encodes 192 amino acids. The record is from RefSeq and is a predicted model, not a curated record. NCBI's taxonomy places the organism in Eukaryota, Metazoa, Chordata, Aves, Psittaciformes, Psittacidae. The transcript is spliced from 7 exons. Gene Ontology annotation, cellular component: site of double-strand break; nonhomologous end joining complex; nucleus. Gene Ontology annotation, biological process: double-strand break repair via nonhomologous end joining.